Molecule: messenger RNA, 6432 nt
Organism: Symphalangus syndactylus (siamang)
Lineage: Eukaryota; Metazoa; Chordata; Mammalia; Primates; Hylobatidae
Gene: PDE1B
Product: phosphodiesterase 1B
Biological process (GO): signal transduction
Molecular function (GO): 3',5'-cyclic-nucleotide phosphodiesterase activity
Source: RefSeq, a predicted model, not a curated record
CUGUCUCAAAAAAAAAAAAAAAAGGGUGCAGAAGGUCCAGGGCCUGGCCAAGGGGAUGAUGCCCUGUAGCACUUUGCAUUGCAGGAAGAGAACAACUCUGCUGUGAAUACCAGGAUCCAGGAGGGAGGGAGGUCCCAGCUAGGGACAAGACUUCCUUAACCUUAGGUCCUCAUGCUUAUAUCAGUUCUUCUCCAACAAAGUUUGACUUUGAGAAGAAGCUGGCACAUGGCUGAAAUGCACUCACGCGGUUGGGGGAAGAGUGUUCUUCCAGUCCUCCUCCCCACAGGGCCUCCUGCUUCUCCUAAGUACCUGUCAUCAAAGGAGAUGAAGAUGAAUCCCCCUUCAGCCCCCACACCUCAAUGAGUUGUCAAGUACUCUCCCUCCCACUUGAAUAGGAAGCAGGAUCAGCAGGCCAGGUUGCAGGUUGAGGAAGUCAGAAGUUAACUUGAGCUGAGUUUGCAGCUCUGGAGAGAUUGAGGAGCAGACUUUUCUCUUGUCACUUUGGAAGGAGAGGAUUGUGAGGCUGCCCCUUUAAAUAGCAUUCCCGUAGGAGGCAGAUCACAUCCAUCCGUCACCUACUGCCAAAGCAUCAUUUUUGGUCUCUAUCAAACUCAAAGCUUGUUGGAAAGGAUUGUGGGGUUAGGGGAGUGAGGAGGCAGAGCCUCCUAGGGGUAGGGGGCAGUUUAGAAGCUGAAAAGGAGAGGAAUGAGAAGGAGCCUGGGAAAGGUGGGGGUUGAGGACAAGAGGAAAAGACAGGGAGAGAAUAGUUGUCUUUUGAGCCUCUGAGUGGAACAAGUAUACCCAAUUCUUAUCUCUUUAGAGAUGCAGCAAGGUAGAAAUGGGAUUGUAUUGCAACAAGAGGAAUGAGGUUGAGACUAAACACCAGGAUUGGUGACUAAAGAAAGUGAAAGGAACCACAGAGUGAAAAAGGCUGGUAGACUUGGCUCUGGUUUUAUCACUUACUCUCUGUGGGACCAUAUAAUUUUUCUGGGUUAGUUUAGUUCUCAUUUAUUUUUAUUUUUACUUUUUCCAUCAAACUGUGUUGUCUAUGAAGUUUUCCCAUUUAUUCAAUGAAGGGAAUUAGAGUAGAUGAAUUCUAAUGUCUCUUUCAUGAAUAACUUUGUGUGUGUGUGUGUGUGUGUGUGAAUUAGCCUUAAAAUGAAUCAGGAGCAGGGGGUCUUGGGAGAGCAGGAUGUGCCACUGUGUUAACAAGAAAUGUUGAGAGAGCCCUCUGGAUGUACGUCUUGCCUCUUUCCCACCUAUUCUAGUUUAAAGAUCUGCCUAAAAUUGGAAACUCCUUAGCUCUAAUCCUAAUUUACUAAUUAGAGCUCUUUAGCACCAUCCUAAUUUGCAAUUCUUUUGUAGUUUCCAGCCCAUUUCAUUUUCAGUUGAUAAGGAGGAGAUUGCUCCCAAAUUUUCAGAAAUGGACUGUGUAGGAGUGUGACUAGGGUCUCAGAUGCGGCCAUUUCUUGGCUGUGUCUGUUCUUCCAGCAAGAAGGGAAAAGGGGGAUGUGUGCUAAAGGUAGAUGCACAGAGGGUGGGAAGUCCCAUUAUUCUUUCCACUUUUUUCUCCAUCUCUGACUCUGCCAUCUCUUUCUGCCUCUGCACUUUCCGGGAGCUGGUUCUGCUGAUACUUCUGCUGAAUCUAAAUGCUGACCUAACUUGGCAAUUCUUUUAUGUUAGGAGUCUUAGCUGUGACCGUCCAUCCGCUUCUUCGCCCUUCCAUUUCACUUCUUUUCUCCUUCUUUGACUGGGAGAGGGGGAGCCUCCACUCAGUAUUUAGAACAGAGUAAAUACCUUCUCCUGAUCACUCUUCCUUCCAAUCUCCAGAAUUUUUUGAAAUUAAAAUUCACAUUCUGGGAUCCUGGAUUAGUGGCCUGUUUUGGAUUUAGCAGUUAGUGAAUAUAUCUCCACUUUCUGUUGACAUAGGAGUUUCCCCAGUGCCAAAGCAGGUGGUCAUUAAGGGAGAGAGCAAUAUGGAGCAAGAGAGAUGGUUCCUGCGAGUCCUAGGUAGGACUCGGUUGGAUGGAGGAGGCUUUGCCCUUUUACAAGGUCUUGAGUUCAAAUUCCAGUUCACUCCUUCCACACAUGUUUAUUAACCAGCUAGGCUGUUUUGUGCUGGGCCUUUAGCUCCUAGAUUUCUUUCUCUGAAGACAGAACAGAAAAAAUGAGCUGGAAGUGCUUCAGGAGGGGUUUUGAUAUCAGGAAUGCUUUCCUGGCUGUGUAGAGUUAUUACCUAGUCAAAGAAGAAGAUGUUAAGCUGGGUGCAGUGGCUCACACCUGUAAUCCCACCACUUUGGGAGGCCGAAGUGGGUGGAUCACGAGGUCAGGAGUUUGAGACCAGCCUGGCUAAUAUGGUGAAACCCCAUCUCUACUAAAAAAUACAAAAAUUAGCCAGCGUGGUGGCCCGCCCCUGUAGACCCAGCUACUCGGGAGGCUGAGGCAGGAGAAUCGCUGGAACUGGGGAGGCGGAGGUUGCAGUGAGCCGAGAUCGCGCCACUGCACUCCAGCCUGGGAGACAGAGACUCCUUCUCAAAAAAAAAAAAAAAAUCAAAAACAACAACAAAAAAAGAUGUGGUGCUGCCUGCUCUGGAGAGCUUUGAACUUGGAAGAAAUUCCUAUCUGCUAGGCAGGCAGGCAGAAGUACCAUGGGGAAGGCCACGGUCUUGGAGACAGGUGGGGAAGAUCAAGCUGACGGACCUGAGGCCAAGUGUGGGAUGCCAUCACAGCUGAGGGCACACCCCGAACUUUUCCAAGACAGGAGCACAGGUGCGGUCUGGUCUGACUGGGUUCCGAGUCCAGGUCUAGCAGGGAAAGAUGUGUGCUCAUCCCCUACCCCGCACUCACACAUGGUACACAUAGGCAGCUAGGCACACGUGGAUACAUGGAACCACAACCACAUACACAGAAACUCAAAACACACGGAGAGAACCCACACAACCACCCACACCGAAGUCCUGACCGCCGCCUCCGCUGCACUCUGUAAACACGCACUCACAUCCGCCAGUACAGGGCACACGCAGCCACUCGUCCCCGGCGCUUGUGUGCGUGCGCUCGCCCUUGGGCGCUUCUGUCUGUGUGUGCCCCCGGCUUCCAAUCGUUCCUUUGGGAGGGGGAGGAGUGGCUGUGAGGAGUGAGAGACUGGCGGGCAGGCUGAGGAGAAGGGAGGGAGAGCGGAGGGAGGGGGGAACCCGGCCGGGGGAGGAGGAGAGAGGCGAGGAGGCGGCUCUGGCAGCGCGCGGCGGCGGCGGCGGUAGCGGCAGCAGCAGCGGCGGUGCGGAGAGCUUGGACUGGGAGCCCAAAGCUCGGCUGGGCAGCGGGAGAGGAGGAGCCGCAGGAGCUGCAGCUCUGCCAGCUUGGGCCGAGCCUAGAGACACCGGCCUGGCUGGUCCACGCCAGCCGCAGACCGUGGCUGAGCAUGGAGCUGUCCCCCCGCAGUCCUCCGGAGAUGCUGGAGGAGUCGGAUUGCCCGUCACCCCUGGAGCUGAAGUCAGCCCCCAGCAAGAAGAUGUGGAUUAAGCUUCGGUCUCUACUGCGCUACAUGGUGAAGCAGUUGGAGAAUGGGGAGAUAAACAUUGAGGAGCUGAAGAAAAAUCUGGAGUACACAGCUUCUCUGCUGGAAGCCGUCUACAUAGAUGAGACACGGCAAAUCUUGGACACGGAGGACGAGCUGCAGGAGCUGCGGUCAGAUGCGGUGCCUUCGGAGGUGCGGGACUGGCUGGCCUCCACCUUCACCCAGCAGGCCCGGGCCAAAGGCCGCCGAGCAGAGGAGAAGCCCAAGUUCCGAAGCAUUGUGCACGCUGUGCAGGCUGGGAUCUUCGUGGAACGGAUGUUCCGGAGAACAUACACCUCUGUGGGCCCCACUUACUCUACUGCGGUUCUCAACUGUCUCAAGAACCUGGAUCUCUGGUGCUUUGAUGUCUUUUCCUUGAACCGGGCAGCAGAUGACCAUGCCCUGAGGACCAUUGUUUUUGAGUUGCUGACUCGGCAUAACCUCAUCAGCCGCUUCAAGAUUCCCACUGUGUUUUUGAUGAGUUUCCUGGAUGCCUUGGAGACAGGCUAUGGGAAGUACAAGAAUCCUUACCACAACCAGAUCCACGCAGCCGAUGUUACCCAGACAGUCCAUUGCUUCUUGCUCCGCACAGGGAUGGUGCACUGCCUGUCGGAGAUUGAGCUCCUGGCCAUCAUCUUUGCUGCAGCUAUCCAUGAUUAUGAGCACACGGGCACUACCAACAGCUUCCACAUCCAGACCAAGUCGGAAUGUGCCAUCCUGUACAAUGAUCGUUCAGUGCUGGAGAAUCACCACAUCAGCUCUGUUUUCCGAUUGAUGCAGGAUGAUGAGAUGAACAUUUUCAUCAACCUCACCAAGGAUGAGUUUGUAGAGCUCCGGGCCCUGGUCAUUGAGAUGGUGUUGGCCACAGACAUGUCCUGCCAUUUCCAGCAAGUGAAGACCAUGAAGACAGCCUUGCAACAGCUGGAGAGGAUUGACAAGCCCAAGGCCCUGUCUCUACUGCUCCAUGCUGCUGACAUCAGCCACCCAACCAAGCAGUGGUUGGUCCACAGCCGUUGGACUAAGGCCCUCAUGGAGGAAUUCUUCCGUCAGGGUGACAAGGAGGCAGAGUUGGGCCUGCCCUUUUCUCCACUCUGUGACCGCACUUCCACUCUAGUGGCACAGUCUCAGAUAGGGUUCAUCGACUUCAUUGUGGAGCCCACAUUCUCUGUGCUGACUGACGUGGCAGAGAAGAGUGUUCAGCCCCUGGCGGAUGAGGACUCCAAGUCUAAAAACCAGCCCAGCUUUCAGUGGCGCCAACCCUCUCUGGAUGUGGAAGUGGGAGACCCCAACCCUGAUGUGGUCAGCUUUCGUUCCACCUGGGUCAAGCGUAUUCAGGAGAACAAGCAGAAAUGGAAGGAACGGGCGGCAAGUGGCAUCACCAACCAGAUGUCCAUUGACGAGCUGUCCCCCUGUGAAGAAGAGGCCCCCCCAUCCCCUGCCGAAGAUGAACACAACCAAAAUGGGAAUCUGGAUUAACCCUGGGGCUGGCCCAGGUCUUCAUUGAGUCCAAAGUGUUUGAUGUCAUCAGCACCAUCCAUCAGGACUGGCUCCCCCAUCUGCUCCAAGGGAGCGUGGUCGUGGAAGAAACAACCCACCUGAAGGCCAAAUGCCAGAGAUUUGGGGUUGGGGAAGGGCCCCUCCCCACCUGACACCCAUUGGGGUGCACUUUAAUGUCCCGGCAGCAAGACUGGGGAACUUCAGGCUCCCAGUGGUCACUGUGCCCAUCCCUCAGCCUCUGGAUUCUCUUCAUGGCCAGGUGGCUGCCAGGGAGCAGGGAGCUUCCUGGAGGCUUCCCAGGGCCUUGGGGAAGGGUCAGAGAUGCCAGCCCCCUGGGACCUCCCCCAUCCUUUUUGCCUCCAAGUUUCUAAGCAAUACAUUUUGGGGGUUCACUCGGCCCCCCACCCCAGAUCUUAGCUGGCAGGUCUGGGUCCCCCUUUUCCUCCCCUGGGAAGGGCUGGAAUAGGAUAGAAAGCUGGGGGUUUUCAGAGCCCUAUGUGUGGGGAGGGGAGUGGGUUCCUUCAGGGUAUGGUACCUUUCUAGGACCUGGGAAUGGGGUGGGUAGGACAUCCUCUUCACCCCAGAAUUGCGCUGCUUCAGCCCCAUCUCCAGCCUGAUCCUCUGCAAUCUUCCUUCUCUCCCUUUCUGAUAGAGUGACUGGGGAAAAAGGAGCCAUUGUGACCAGGGGCUGUGGGAGGCCUUUCCUGGGACCUUCCUUGGGACUGGUCUGGGCCCCUGGGGCUUGUCGCCUGCCCUGGCUGAGUCCGGAGCCCUUUGCCUCCUUCCUCUCCCCUGGGGCUGGGAGGCUUCAUCCGACCAAUGUCUGUAAAGUGCUUUGAGGAUCUCCCCAGCAAAGCACCUUCAGAAUGUAUCGACACCAGCUGGGUUAGGGUCAAGGGUGCCUGGGGAGGGUGAGUAAUCCUGCGUUGCUAAAAGAGAGGAUCUGUCCCCUCCUUUCCACGUCCCAGAACUGGCCCAGCUGCAGGCACUAAGAAGCUCCUCCCCUGAGACAAGUGAGGGGUAGUGGGUGAAAGGCAGAUGGACGAGGGGGGCUCAGGGCUGCUGCCUUCCUGUCCUCUGGAGAGAACCCAGCCAGGCGCGGUGCCCCUUCCUCUGCUCAGGCUCCUCCUUGCCCCCACCUUGCCCCAGGAAAGGCCAAAGUCCAGGUGACUGCCCUCCUUCUUUCUUGUAAAUACCAACCAUGCAUUUGUACAGUGGGCCCUGUUCAUGCGAAAUCCACAUCCAUGGUCUCCUAGACCUGCUACCCUGGUACUUCCACCCUACCCCACCCCGAGUAGGGCAGAGACGCAUGUGACUCACCCCUGCCCUUGGUCUCCCAGACCCCUGCUAUAGCCAGAGAACAAUAAAGAAGGGAGACCAGG